AUGUCAGAGACGACUUUCGCUGUUCAGCGCCCAGGUGAUAGUGUGGCUGACACAGGGGUAGCCGCAUCACCAAAAACGUUUGGCUUGGCAAUCAGUGAAGCAUCCACUAGUACACUGGCGAGAUAUGAUAUUGUCGCGGUGCACGGUCUUGGCGGCGAUUCUAAAUACACAUGGGGAAAGCCCUCUGGUGAGGGCUUGUGGCUCAAAGAGGCAUUGUUUCCAAACAUCGAUGUGCGGAUUAUGACAUAUGAUUAUGAUCUAGAUGGCAUUGCAGAAACCAUUUACACCAGGAAAGGGAUUCUUGACGAGGCAUCAAAGCUUUUGGAAAGUCUUCUAGAUUUGAGGAAAUCGGAAGUGUCAGAAAAUGCUGUUAUCGAAGGCGGCUCAGAUGGUGCUCCUGAAUUGGAGGCCACCAGACGUCCUCUUAUUUUUGUUGGACAUAACUUAGGUAUCAUUAUCAUCAAACAGGCCCUCGUUCUUGCUGGCUUUGAUCUUUCAGAUGAUGAAAGUAUUAAAACAUCGACUGUAACCGUGAUCUCUUUUAGUGCACCACAUCGGCAUCAAUCCUUUGAGGAUAUGGAAAAAUCUAUUGCUAAACUGCUCUUGGAGAAUCGCGGGUCGCAUCUAAAGAACUUCAUGGCCGCUGUCAACGGACUUUCCCGAGCAAUUGUUGAUAUUAACAGCUUGUUUAUCUAUUCUAAAGUACUCAUUCAUGUCCGAAUGAUAAACGUCUUCUCCUCGUCCACGGAUCAUGUAUUGCAAGUAUUUGACGAGUUUAUGUCAACGAUGGAUGUUCCCUUUGAACGACGAAUAGGGAUUGAUUGUCCUGAAAAAGAGCUUCCUUGUAGCCCAAAGGAUCACAGCCAGAUUUCUGAAGGUGUUCUUGAUUUCAUUUCGUAUUCUUCGGAUUUUGAUUCUCCUCUUUCUCGUUGUCUGAAAAUUAUGCUAUCACAAGCUUCUCCUGUAUACUCUCCCAGUGUGACCGGCGAUCUCUCGAACUCUGAGGACCUAGCCUGGAUUGCUGGAAACACAAACUUCCAAGAAUGGUUGAGGGCCAAAAAUACGAACAUUCUCCAUAUGCAUGGAAAUUUUGAUGUUUCUCGGUUUACGAAGUUCGUUACAAAGCAACUUGAAUCCUGGAAAGAUGCACCAACCGACACGUCUGUUCUUUAUUUUGAAUUCAGGAAGCAUGACUCACGGUACAACACUUUAAAGUCUAUGUUCUACACGUUCUUGGCACAAUUAAUUAGUCACUAUCGCGAGUGCGGCAAGGGCCUUAACAACAAUCUUGAAAGAUUCCUGAAUUACCAUAGCUGGACCAAUCAACACCUACUAAAUUUCAUAUACUUUCUGCCCAUCACAGAUUCGAUAGACAAUGUGAGGUUCAUUAUCAACGGAAUAGACGGGUGCGGAGAAGAUUGUGGGUGGUUUUUGGCCAAUCUCGCAUUUAUUUCCAAAACUUCUGAAACUCCAUUCAAGGUUAUUGUCACGAGCAAAAACCACCAGCCAAUUCUGUCCAAAUGUUUAACUAUAAAUAUGGAUCAACACAAUUCCAAUCUCACUCCUCAGCUGAAAGCACCAUCUGCAGUAGCAUAUGCAUUAUUACGAUUAUUUCAGGAGCGCCCACAGUAUUGUGGCCUCGAAGCUUCGCUAAGAGAGAUACUUAGUCAAGCUGAUGAAGACUAUGUGUGUCAUUUAAUUUUAGACUGGCUUAGGUUCAAGCCUCAUUCAACAACAAAAACAUGCUUGAAAGAACUUUUGCGAAAUCUGUCGGUUGUCACUCCAGAACAUAUCCUCACAGUAAUCCUGCAUUCAGUGCCUGCAUGGAGACAACCUUGGGCUCAAAAGAUCCUCCAAUGGGUAACCUACUUCCACCAUCCUCUGACAAUUUGGGAGCUUCGGGGGGUUAACGUUAAUCUUGAUGCGGAAGUUUCAGAUCAGGAGGAAUGCACGGUGGAAGAACUUAUGGAAAAGCUUCAUGAGACUUUUGGCGGCAUAUUAGUCGUAGAGAACAACGAAGUCUCAUAUCAUCACCCAUUCAUAAGACACUUCUUUACGACUUUGGCUCCCAUAAACGCAUUGUUUUAUAGCGGGAGCCGAGUAAGAUCUCAUAAGAAUAUUGCAAUAUUCUGCCUUGGUUACUUGUCUUUAAUCGAAUCUCAAAAACGCGCAGCAACGUUCUACCGUAUCGAUCUUCAUGGAGGUCCGCACGUAUGUCCAGUAUCUGAUUUCAGACAUGAUCUUAUUUCAUACGCCACGAUUCAAUGGCCAAAUCAUUGCAAGGUUGCUAUCUCAGAAGAAUUAGAACCAAGUGAUCUACUUGUUGCGGUUGAGACCUUUCUGGGCCAAACAGAGAUCAGGGAUAUUUGGGCGGAGACCUACCACAUUCUGUCACAUCCUAUCAUAAGGCCCAAAGCCCCCCUAUCAACAGCUUUCGUGAUUCUGAGCUUACUAGGACUCAAUACACUUAUUGCUCCGAUGAUUCAUAAAAGCAAAUAUCCACAAGAUCUACAUAAUGAAUACGAUGCGGCCUUGGUCGAAGCAGCGCGUCAUGGUCAUCGGGAUACCCUAGAAACCCUUUUAAACAGCUUCAGCCCAACCAAGCGUACACUUGAACUGUCAAUUCGUUCAGCGGACUACCGCGUCUUAUUCACUCUUCUUAAAUGUGCCUCUAGUCUAUCUGACAAAUACGAUUAUUCUACCGAACUUUCGUGCAGAGCGGCUUGGCUCGGGCUAGACGAUGCUGUAGAAUUUCUCAUCGGAAAAAAUCUCAAUUGGUCAUCAAAAGGAACCCCUCCAUUAGAUAUAGCGUGUUCCAUUGGAAGCCUCGAGUCGGUGAAGUUACUUUUAGAGGCUAAUGCAGAUAUCGACUGUAGAGACGAUCUUGGCUGGUCUGUGCUCCAAACCGCAGCCUACUUUGGCCAUCAUGAAAUUGUCCGGGAGCUUUCGAGUAUGGGGGCUGACAAAAGUUACACGGGUGACGAAGAGCAGCCCUUAAGCAUAGCAUUGAAACACGACUUUUCCAAUUGCUGUCGUGCGCUUGUGGAAGCUGGGGCUCCUACCACAGCUUCAGAAGGCUCUCGCCCUCCAUUGUGGUUUAGCGUUGACUAUUUAAAUAAAGAAAUAUGUGAGCUCUUGCUCAAACAUGGAGCAGAUCCGAAUUGGAAAGCUGGGUCGGAUCAUGCACCAAUUUUGACUAGAGCUGUUCAGCGUGGUGGGAAUGUUGAGUUGGUGAAAUUGCUCUUGGACAACGGGGCCGAUAUCAAUGUGAUAGACGAGUCCUCCGAGUUGAAGAACUCUGUCAUUUCAACGGCUGCAGAGUUUGGUUGGACCGAAGUCGUAAAGCUCCUUGCUGAAAGAAAUGCGGACGUCAACGUUUCAGGAGACGAGGGCGUCACCCCAAUUUAUUUCGCAGCCCGCCACAACAAGCCGGAAACUGUUCAACUACUGAUGGAUUUAGGGGCAAACCUUGAAAUGAAUGAAAAGUUGAAUGACGGGUGGGGCCCCUUGCACAUCGCAUUCGACUUUGUUGAAGUUGUGCGUAUUCUCCUACAAAAUGGUGCUGACAUUACUCGAACUUCCUCUGGUGGAAACAUACUUUUCCUCGCCAGCAGAAACAAUCACAUUGAUGUCGUAAGAGUUUGUCUGCAAUAUAAGCCGGACGUGAAUAUCGGAUAUCAUCAAACUGCAGCCAGAUCCCACGAGGGCGCUACAGCUUUGACGGCUGCAAUUUGCGGAGGACACACCGAAAUUGUAAGGCUAUUACUUGAGGCUGGCGCAAAUCUCAAUCAGCGAGGUUACUUGAAUAAAUACCCUUUGCAAUAUGCAUUUACGAACGAGGCUUCCUCUGACGGGCCUUUGCGAGCUUUACUUGAAUAUCGUCCUGACCUGGAUCUCGUUGACGAUGAUGGGAAUACUGCGCUGCAUUAUUUAAGAGGAAGAACUCCCUUGGCCUGA
Botrytis byssoidea is the source of this 3957-nucleotide messenger RNA. RefSeq lists its product as uncharacterized. Gene Ontology annotation, biological process: proteolysis. Gene Ontology annotation, molecular function: protein binding; aspartic-type endopeptidase activity. Lineage: Eukaryota; Fungi; Ascomycota; Leotiomycetes; Helotiales; Sclerotiniaceae. Bases 1 to 3957 code for a protein of 1318 amino acids. The record is from RefSeq and is a predicted model, not a curated record. The transcript has 8 exons.